UUAAGUUAAAGGUAUCCCUCCGCUGUCUCGUUUUCAUUCCUACACAAACUAAAUGCUAACUGCUGCCAAAAUAUUUAAAAUGACAGUUUCGUGUCUAAUUAUUUACUUAUGAGGUAAAUAGCCGUGUUACAAAGUAGUUCCAUUCACAGAAUCGCGUUCGGGUCCUGAUCACCCUGUCGGUGCCUAUUUUAGACACCGGAUGUGUGCCCUAUCACGUAAAUAUAGAAUAUCAAAGAAAUGUUCUUCUUGAAGUCACUGUCCGAUAAGAUAGCAGCUUCUGACUUGCAUCUGUCAAACACGUUGAAGGUUUGCAGGAUUUAUGUGCGCUCUUCUCCUACACGUUACGGUAAAGGCUGGACUUUUGUUGUCUGUUCGGGCUGGAGACAGACAGCUGAGCGUGUAACAGCCGUGUGUUCAGAGUUGGAGGUUCAGGCGCGGUACACGGCGUCUCGUCCCGAAACACAAGACGACAACCGAGAAGAGUAACUUGGAUUACUGACAGCAGAUCUGACGCCCAAAAGAAAAUUUGCUAAUGUUUCGUCUCUGUUAGUGCGCAGACCCCAAAACAUUGCAUUUUCCACCUUUAAGCGCAGCAGUCUUCUCGGAGAGGGGCCGCACCUUCAUCAACAUCAUCCAGCGAUCAUGCAGGAGUGAGGAGGCACCCUGCUGUUGAAGCGGAUCUGAAGAUCUACGUGAUCUUCUGAGCGAGAAGCUCCUAAAAGUUUUCAGAGCAAAAGAGAUCAAGGAAGACUGGAAGGCAAAUAAGGAAGGAGGGGCCGGUUGGAUUGGCUGAGGGGGGACGCAGAGGGGCUGGAUGCUAACCUCUAUUCUUUCGAGAAGUUCCCGAGUUCCUCAGAGAUGGCCUCCAACUUCAAUGACAUUGUCAAGCAGGGCUAUGUCCGCAUGCGGAGCAGGAAACUGGGGAUUUAUCGACGCUGCUGGCUGGUGUUUAAGAAGUCGUCCAGUAAAGGUCCUCGCCGACUGGAGAAAUACCCUGAUGAGAAGUCUGCCUACAUCAGAGCUUGUCCUAAGGUAACAGAAAUUAGCAACGUGAAGAACGUGACGCGAUUGCCACGUGACACCAAGCGGCAAGCAGUGGCCAUUGUCUUUACAGAUGACACUUCUCGAACCUUCACUUGUGAAUCAGAGCUGGAGGCCGAAGAGUGGUUCAAAACCUUGUCUAUUGAGUGCCUGGGGAUGCGUUUGAACGACAUCAGUCUCGGAGAACCAGACCUUCUGGCAGCUGGAGUUCAAUGUGAACACACAGAGCGCUUUAACGUAUUCCUGCUCCCCUGCCCCAAUCUUGACAUCUAUGGGGAGUGUAUGAUGCAGAUCACACACGAAAACAUCUACCUGUGGGAUAUUCACAACCCUCGGACCAAGCUAGUAACCUGGCCGCUUUGCUCGUUGCGACGUUACGGGCGGGAUGCUACACGUUUCACUUUUGAGGCUGGCAGGAUGUGUGACAGUGGUGAGGGCCUGUAUACUUUUCAGACACGAGAAGGAGAGCAGAUCUACCAAAGGGUUCAUUCUUCCACUUUAGCUAUAGCUGAGCAGCACAAGAGAGUCCUCAUGGAAAUGGAAAAAAACAGCAAGCUCCUAUCUAAGGGUACAGAGGGAACGUCCUACCCCUGCACCCCCACUGCAAUCUUACCGCGAAGUGCUUUUUGGCACCACAUCACCGGAUCACAGGCUGGCAUGGAUUCUGCCAACGGUGACAUAUAUAGCGAUAGUCAAUCAGGAGUGGACGCUGACCUCUUCUCUAAACGCCUUCCUCCAGAACGCCACUCGACUCUUCCUGUGGGCCACCACUCUACCCAGCCUCAAACGCACUACCCCACGUAUCCCAGCGAGUGAGCAGCGUCACAGUGAAACACUCUUGUUUUUUACCUCUAGAUCGCCCUCCACACUGCACUUUGCCCUAUGUUUUUCCAUCAGCUCUUCAUCACCAGGGGCCAGGGGCCUGAUCCACACUGCCUCAGCCAUCCCUGAGCCCGCCAGUGAUAGUGAGGGCACUUAAUAUGGAACGAGGGAAGGCUCACAGCACUUCGAUUGGACACAGACCCUAAAGAAGACAUGAGAGGUGUAGGGUUCCCAUGGUCUCUUGCCGGGUUUUGUGGGAGUAGGUUUUUAAUACCUUUAAAUAGAUUCUCGUGCACGUACUUCAACCCUAUGCAUGUCCCCUGAGGUAAACAGUUACUAGCUACGGAAGAGUUUAAAAGUCCUGUCGCUGUGGUCUACAUUGAAGGGUGUCUGAGAAACUACACAGACCCAGGUGAGAGCCUCCAGUUUGACCUGUUUUAAGCUUAAACAACUCUUCAAUAGCAGAAGCUUUAAUCGUAAUACUGACUGACAUGACCUACCCAAGACCAGAGGACUCUGAGGAACCAGGAAUUUGGGAAGUGACAUUUCUUACAUUUGUCAGUUAUACUUUAUUUAAAGAGACUUUAAUGGGCGGUUACAAUAUACACUGUCUCUGCAGUCUUACGUAAUGAAGAAAGCCAUCUGGAUGAAAGUGACGGUUAAAUCCUUUCCCUGCUGAUGUCAUCCAUGUGCUUUGUGUUUUAGGAAGAGCAAAGCAACUGUUGUCUAAAAAUGAGCUCAGUCUAUGGUCAACAUUUUCACUUGCUGAGAGAAACAGAAACGAUAAGUAUAUUCAGCUGUGGUGGCUAUGUGACAUCGCUGUUUUAUGAACUAUUUAUUUAUUUAUUUAAAUUUACCAACAAAGCACAAGACAAAUUGAGGUGUGUGGUAGAUUUUCCUUUCUUUCAGCAGUUGUGUAUGUAAAGGGGUUUGUACCAGCUCUGUAAAAGAGGAGGAAAAUAUCUUAAAUAAGGUGGUAGGCCUCACAAUAAAUGCUUCUUGCUUUU
This is a messenger RNA of Misgurnus anguillicaudatus (oriental weatherfish), 2870 nucleotides long. It is a transcript of the gene dok4, whose product is annotated as docking protein 4. Gene Ontology annotation, cellular component: cytoplasm. Gene Ontology annotation, biological process: cell surface receptor protein tyrosine kinase signaling pathway. NCBI's taxonomy places the organism in Eukaryota, Metazoa, Chordata, Actinopteri, Cypriniformes, Cobitidae. The record is from RefSeq and is a predicted model, not a curated record.